AUGUUCCAGUUAACCUCGGAUGAAGCUAAGACUAGCCCGGAUGUGGUCUCAGGUAUAUUCUUGGUUAAUUCUAUGCCUAUGAAUGUAUUAUUUGAUUCCAGGGCUAGUAGAUCGUUUAUUUCUAAUGAAUUGUCAGUUCAUCCAUCGUUUAAGCUUGAAAAGAUGUUAGUACCCUUAGAAGUGGAAGUUGCUGAUAGUAAAAGGUAUUUGUUACAUGCUAUUUGUAGAAACUGUAAGAUCUUAAUCAAAGAUGAGGAAUUUAGUAUAGAUCUUGUCCCGAUGUACAUGGGGGAAUUUAAAAACGGAGGCAAGGCGUAUCUAUCUUACGUGAUUGACACCAAUCAAGGUGUUCCAAAGCUCGAAGAUGUGAAUGUAGUGAACGAAUAUCCGGAUGUAUUUCCGGAAGAUUUACCGGGGCUUCCGCCCGAACGAGAAGUAGAAUUCAAGUUAGAGCUUAACCCGGAUGCAAAACCGGUAGCUAAAGCUCCUUAUCGGUUGGCCCCAACCGAAAUGAAAGAAUUGAUGUCACCACUUCAAGAGUUGCUCGAUAAGGGUUUUAUUAAACCAAGUGUUUCACCGUGGGAGCGCCCGUAUUAUUCGUGA
Messenger RNA from Helianthus annuus (common sunflower), 603 nucleotides. RefSeq lists its product as uncharacterized. The transcript has 2 exons. The record is from RefSeq and is a predicted model, not a curated record. Bases 1 to 603 code for a protein of 200 amino acids. Lineage: Eukaryota; Viridiplantae; Streptophyta; Magnoliopsida; Asterales; Asteraceae.